Molecule: messenger RNA, 3542 nt
Organism: Cyprinodon tularosa
Lineage: Eukaryota; Metazoa; Chordata; Actinopteri; Cyprinodontiformes; Cyprinodontidae
Gene: slc25a23a
Product: solute carrier family 25 member 23a
Exons: 11
Coding region: 426-1901 (491 amino acids)
Biological process (GO): transmembrane transport
Molecular function (GO): calcium ion binding; ATP transmembrane transporter activity
Source: RefSeq, a predicted model, not a curated record
CUACUGACAGUUACAGCUUUGAAAUCACACGUUCAUGUUGUGUUUAACUAGGUUUACAUGUGUAAAAGAAGCGAAAUGCUAUGGUGGUUAAGAAACGCAAGUAGUGAAGCCGUUGUGACUGUAAAUAAAUGCCUGUUAGAAUCAGUCAGCGGUGUGAGGGAACCGUAAAAAAGGAGAUAUGAGGCAGUUGUAGCUUUAAACAGAACUACAUCCUCCACACUCCCUGCCCUGACGCUGCUUCUGUCGCCUCUUCCUGCUUCGUGAGCAGCUCUGGCUGAAGGACGGGAUCCCCCAUAGCUCCGGAGCUGCUGGUUUCUCUCCCGCUCCAGGUCGCUUUCUCACCCGGCGAUGGACGGCGGCGGCUCGGUGUGCAGAUAGACAGCGCGUCGGAACGCGGCAGAGCUAAAUCUGACUGACGACCAGUCAUGGUACCCCAGCCGUCUACUUGGAUUCUAAAGGUGCAAUGUCAGGAAAGAGAACCUCCUUUUCAGGAGCAGGAAAAAAGGAAGCGCUGGACUGAGCUGUUCAACCAACUGGACCUCAACAAAGAUGGACACAUUGACAUGUUGGAGCUGCGGGCAGGGCUGGCAGGCCGAGGGCUCUCCAAAGGCUCCCUGGAGAGGUUGGUGGAGGCCGGAGACACCAACCGGGAUGGAGUCCUGGAUUUUGAGGAGUUCAUUCAGUAUCUUCGUAACCACGAGAAGCAGCUUAAAAUCAUGUUUCGGAAUCUGGACAGAAACAAUGACGGUCAGAUCGACGCUGCGGAGAUUCGAGACUUUCUGCACAGCAUCGGUGUAAACAUCAGCCUUAAAGAUGCCAAUAGGAUUCUGCUGAGCAUGGACAGGGAUGGUACCAUGACGAUUGACUGGAAUGAGUGGCGUGACCACUUCCUGUUCAACCCUCUGAACAACAUGGAGGACGUGGCUCGGUUCUGGAAGCGUUCAAUGAUAUUGGAUACAGGCGAGCAGCUUACAGUCCCAGAGGAGUUUUCAGAAGAAGAAAGGAAGUCUGGGUAUGUGUGGCGCCAGCUGAUGGCUGGAGUCAUGGCUGGAUCUGUAUCCAGAACUGGAACCGCUCCGUUAGAACGCCUCAAAGUUUUCAGACAGGUACAUGGCUCCUCUGAUUUUAAAGGGAACGCUCUGAGCGGGUUUCAAUACAUGUUGAAAGAGGGAGGACCCUGGUCUCUGUGGAGAGGAAAUGGAGUCAAUGUGUUGAAAAUUGCUCCUGAGACAGCCAUCAAAUUCACUGCUUAUGAACAGAUAAAACUCAUGAUGCAUGGCCGUGACGAGACGAGAACUCUGAGGGUCCAUGAGAGGUUUGUUGCUGGCUCUUUGGCUGGAGCUACAGCUCAGACAGCCAUUUACCCAAUGGAGGUUUUGAAGACCCGCCUCAAUCUCAGAAAAACGGGUCAGUACUCAGGAAUAACAGACUGUGCCAAACAGAUCCUGCUGCAGGAAGGAGCGGCAGCCUUCUAUAAGGGCUACGUUCCCAACAUGCUGAGCAUCGUUCCUUAUGCUGGUAUUGACCUGGCAGUGUACGAGACACUGAAGCUUGCAUGGCUGAACAGGAACAGAGGCCUGCCCGACCCAGGGGUGAUGGUGUUGGUGGGAUGCGGCGCCAUCUCCAGCACGUGUGGGAUGCUUGCUAGUUACCCUUUGGCAUUGAUCCGCACACGGAUGCAAGCAGAAGCCUCAGCGAGAGGGGCCCCUAAACUUUCAAUGCUGUCCCUGCUUCACAACAUCCUUCGGCAGGAAGGCAUCGCCGGACUCUACCGAGGAAUCUCCCCCAACCUGCUGAAAAUCAUCCCAGCAGUCAGCGUGUCCUACGUCGUCUACGAAUAUACGAGGAUUAUGCUGGGAGUGGACAUUGAGGGUAGGAGGGGAGGAAACCAGAAAGGGUAGAUUAAGGAGACGGGGAUUGCCGUGAUUUUUGAUCUGCGAGCAUGUGCAGAUGGGAUGUCAGUGCAUGAAAAAUGGGCUGUAUUCAUGAAUAGUUUAAAUACAGCGGGUCUUGCUUUCAUCUCCACCAGCUUGUCUUGAAGAAGAGAUUAAGAUAUUUCUAAGGGCAGGAGGGUGGACAUUUUAUUUUUAGGUCUUUUCAUUUGGUUUUUAAGAAAACAUUGAGGUAUUUUAGCUUUAGGCAGCUUCCAAGUAAACAUAUCUAAACCAGCAGCUAGAAAGAAAAAUGCAAGCAACUAUUCUUAAAGGGCAAACACAGAUGCUGCCAGAAAUACUCACAGAACGUGUUCACAUGUAGCCAAUGUUACAGACAAUGUUACAUAAACUAGCACAAAGUCUGCAUAAAUGUGGAGUAUACUGAGUUUUAUGGAGCUGUUUUCCCUCUGAUUUUCUUAAAAUAAAAUCCAUCAACCAAAGGAGUUUAGGAGGAACUUAGUAAAUAGAUCCUACCUGUGUGUGAUUUAUCCUCAGUAUAAAUCCGGCCGAACUCUUAAAGCCCCAGAGUUUUUUUUGGAGAAGAGGGGUGAGCAUAACUCAGUAGGACUUUUCAGAUGGGCUUAUCAAGACCUUUGUGCAAAUAUGAUUCCAUUAUGGACACAAUUAUUGACGUAAAACUCACUGCUGGGCUUACAAACCACACCUGGGAGCUGAUUGACUUGAAUCGCUGAAGACAUUAAUCAAAAGCUCAUUAUCGCCUGCUUUUUCAACAUAAAACAAAUGGAUGCUGUAUAAAGUAAUGAAUAAACAGCCUCCAUCUGCACAGGAUGCUGCUAUGUUCUAGAGUGAUGUGUUGCUUCUGAACGCUAACCAGAGGCAUCUGGCUGCCACUGCUGCACGGAUCUGCAUGGGCAGAGACAUGCAUGUACUUGCUGAAAAGGAGUCACCUCUGGAAAUUGGCCUGCUCUACAUUCCUUCAGCCUUGUUUUCUCUACCAGGUGAGAUGUAGAGAAGAGGGAUGGCUGUGGAAGGAACCUGCAGGUGUGGAGAAGGCGGUUGCUGCUGAGUCUUAAACACACAUUACCAAAACACAGUGAGAGCCUAAAAAAGGAAGCAGUCAGUAUCAUUAUUGCUUCUUCUGGGAAAAAGACGAUGGUAAAAAGACGCACACAGAACUGCCUUUAUGGACUGGACACGGGGAAAGACGCACUAAGAGUUACGAAGAGCUGCCCUGCAACUGUCUAUGCAGAAAACAUGUUCAGUAUGUAAAUUCAAAGACUGGGCCUAGGCCACUGCCACAUAAUGUUCCCUAAUCACUGGGAUUAAAAGACAAAUUUUGUGUUUAACUUCUCGUUUCACAAACAAGAAGUUCUAUUUAUUGCCGUUUAAAAAAUAUGUAUGUGCAAACAAAUGCACGCACUGUGCUGCUUUUCUGGUCAACUCCUACUGAUUGUUUUCUUUUUAAAUUAUAAGCAUGAUAUUAAAACACUGUUUCUGGGGGGGAAAAAAUAUAACUGAAUAAAAAUAGUAAUUUUGAAAUUCCUCUUGGUUCUCCUUAUGUACAUUUCAUAUAGUCUCAGGGAUGUUAUUGAACGCAAUAUUUGUUUUAGAAAUAAAAUUGCCUAGAUAUAUAAUAAAACUGUUGUA